Lytechinus variegatus (green sea urchin) is the source of this 5549-nucleotide messenger RNA. RefSeq lists its product as uncharacterized. The transcript has a single exon. Lineage: Eukaryota; Metazoa; Echinodermata; Echinoidea; Temnopleuroida; Toxopneustidae. Gene Ontology annotation, molecular function: DNA helicase activity; ATP hydrolysis activity. The coding region runs from base 21 to 5432 and encodes 1803 amino acids. The record is from RefSeq and is a predicted model, not a curated record. Gene Ontology annotation, biological process: DNA repair; telomere maintenance.
GAAGAACAUUAAAAUCUAAGAUGAAAACAUUAUCUGCAUCUAAGUAUAAAAUUAAUGAAUUCAGACAAAAGAAGCUUGGAUUGUUGAAAGAUAAAUAUAAAAGAAUUAAACGGUACAGAGAGAGGGUAUUGCGCCGAAAUUUGAAGAAAACUUUAAAAAGAUGUGAGUAUUUUUCAAAAUUUGAUGAUGUUUUAAAAGAAUUUAGAGAUAUUGUGUGUCAUGGACCGGAAUAUGUUUGUGCUGUCUGCUUUAAACUUCUUUUUAAAAAUCAAGUUAAGAAAUGUGCUAUUAACAAUUAUAAACUUCAGAUGUAUAUUAGUACCAAGUACUUGCAUGUUUGUGAUUCAGGUUGUAAGAAAGAAUGUUCAAUAUAUCAUUCAUCAAGGUCAUCACUGUGGAUAUGUUUCACUUGUCACAGAAAAUUACAAAGUGGUACAGUACCUGCUGAAGCUAAUAUGAAUAAUUUGGAAUUGCAAGAGAUUCCAGAAGAACUUGCUCACCUUAACAGUUUAGAACAGCAUUUGAUAGCAUUGAAUAUUCCUUUUAUGAAAUUAUUAGCGCUCCCUAAAGGUGGUCAAAAUGGUAUUCAUGGUCCUGUUGUGUGUGUCCCUUCAAAUACGUAUGAAACUGUUAAUGUUUUACCUAGAUCACAAACUGAAGAUCAAUUAAUCCGUGUCAAACUCAAAAGAAAGUUGUCUUACAAAGGUCAUUAUGAGUAUAAAUUUGUAAACAAAUCUAAAAUUCUGAGAGGAUUACAUUACUUGAAAAUGAAUAACAAAUAUUAUGUUAAUGUUCAUGUGAAUGAUCAGUGGGAAAAUGUGAUGAAACCGACUGAAAACGAUGAUGAAACUGAAGAAGUCAUUGAGAUCAAUAAUAAAUGCCGAUUACGGGAAUUUUUAAAGGGACAAGAACAACAAUUGCAGAAUAUCCUGUCACAUGAUGAAAUUGAGGGUGAAAUUCAUCAAAAUAUUGAUACAAAUACAAAAGAUUCAGAUAAAAGUGACAUUGAAGAUGAAGAAGACCGAUUUCAUGGUAGUCACUUAAAUUCAUGUCUACAACCUGCUGAUAUUGGACAAGAAAUCCUAGAUCAGUAUUUUGACGAGAUAAUAUGCUGUGCUCCUUGUGAAGGAAAAACUCCUAUACGUCUUUUGCAAGAUGAAACAAACGAAGCAAAGUGCUUUCCAGUGUUGUUUCCUCAAGGUCAACCAACAUACCAUGAUAAAAGAGAUCAGAAGCUAACAUUAGGACGCUAUUUGCACAACCGAUUGAUGCAUGUUGAUAAUAGAUUUGCUCAAAAUACAGACUACAUAUUUUAUGCGCAAUAUAGUUAUGAAAUUCAGCAGGUUUUGUCUCAGGUUUCCAUUGCAUUAAGACAAAGUCGCAGCAAGAAAGAUAAUUCAUCAUCAAUUAAGGCUUCAGAUUUGAAAUGUGCCGAGAAAAUACAAAACAUUUUAAAAUCAGACAGAGGAUAUAAAUUCCUUAAACAGAUUCGAGGUACACCUCCUUACUGGCAAAAGACACAGAAAGAUAUAUUGGCAAUGGUACGACAACUUGGAAAGCCAACAUGGUUUGCAUCAUUUUCAUGUGCAGAUAUGAGAUGGCCAGAAAUGAUCAACACUUUGUUAAGACAACAGGGAGAUAGCAGAAAACCUAGUGAGUUAGAUUGGGCUGAAAAAUGUAAUCUCAUUAGAUCCAAUCCUGUUACAGUUGCUAGGAUGUAUGAUAAAAGAUUUAAUACUUUUUUGAAGAAGGUAAUUUUGUCACCAGCUGCACCGAUUGGUAUCAUUGAUGAUUUUGCAUUCCGCCACGAAAGCCAAAGUCGAGGUUCAAUUCACACGCACAUUUUGCUAUGGGUGAGACAUGCUCCAGAGCUGGGAAAAGACAAAGAUGAAGAGGUUGUACAAUUUAUUGACAAGUACAUUUCUUGUUUAAAUCCAGAUAAAAAUGAAGAUGAAGAAUUGCAUGAAAUAGUAUCUUCAGUUCAGCAACACAGCAAGAAGCAUUCAAAGUCUUGUAAAAAAAAAGGAACUGUGUGUAGAUUUAAUUUCCCAAGACCCCCUUCUGAAAAAACAUUCAUUAUUAAAGUUAAAGACAAAGAUUCAUCAAAACACGAGGAGACAUGUAAACCCCCCAAAAAGAAUGAAAAUCAAGCAGAUGCUAAGAACAGUCGUAAAAGCGAUGCAAAUGAGUUGUUGAAUUCUGUUAAAAAUGCUCUGUCUGAUGGAACUGAAUUUAACAGUGCAAAGCAACUUUUUGACAAACUUGGUAUUACUCAAAGUCAAUUUCAGAAUGCACAUAAUGAAAUUGCAUCCCAAGAGAGUAUCAUCAUCAAAAGAAACCCUGCUGAUGUAUGGAUAAAUCAAUUUAACCCAGAUUUAUUGAGAGCUUGGAAUGCCAAUAUGGACUUACAGUAUGUAACAAAUGCAUACGCAUGUGUUGUUUAUAUAGUAUCUUACAUGUCAAAAGCUGAACGAGAAAUGGGACUACUUUUGAGUCAAACUCUUUCUGAGAUGGCUGAUGGAAAUAAAAAUGCCAAAGAUAGUAUGAAACAACUUGGUCAUGUUUACCUGCAAAAUCGUGAAGUAUCGGCCCAAGAGAGUGUAUUUCGUGUUUGUAGCCUUAAAUUGAAGGAAUAUUCUCGAAAAGUAGAAUUCAUAUCUGUUGGUCCAGACCCAAUAAGGAUGAGUUUACCAUUAAGUGUGAUAAAAAGCAGACCAGAUUGUGAUAAUGAUGAUGAUGAGAACAUCUGGAUGCCCAGCAAAAUAGAAAGAUACAAAGCCCGUCCCAGAAAUGCAACAUUUAUCAAUAUGUGCCUUGCUAAUUUCUGCUCUCAAUAUAGAAUAUUGACCGCAUGUCAAAAAAUUAAUAAGAGAAGUGAACAUGUUUUUCCGCUUCAAAAUAAUUUAGGAUAUAUUCAAAAACGAACGCGUACUAAAGAUGCUGUAAUAAGGUAUCCAAGAUUUUCAGUCACUGCUUCACCUGAAAAUUAUUACAUGAGCAUACUACAGCUUUUUCUGCCGCAUAUUGUGGAUGAACAGUUGAAACCUCCAGGGUUCAAAAGUUAUCAAGAAUUUUAUGAGACAGGCUAUGUGAAAUUAUCUGGAUGUGAAGUUACCAGAGUAAGUUCUGUUGUGUGUGAUAAUAUGAAAAAGUUUGAAGAAAAUGCAAAUACCAUUGAUCAGGCUCAAGAACAUUUGGAACGUUUUGGCGUACCAGAAGAUGCAUGGGGCCUUUUAUGUCCUGAGAGUGAAGUAAAAAGACUUGAACUUCCUAGUAUUAAUGUGGAUAUGGAAGAUGAUAAUCUUGCUAUUCCCGAUUUAAAAGAUUCUCCUAAAGCAGACGUGUGUACGAUAGAAAUUAGAUCGCACAAGAUUUCUAACCAAGACAGACAUAAUAUGAUACGGUCUUUGAAUGAGAAACAAAAGAUGGUUUUCUACAAAAUAAGACAAUGGUGCUUAGAUAAAGCAAAUGGACAACAGGUUCAACCUUUUCAUAUAUUUAUCACAGGUGGUGCUGGAACUGGAAAGAGUCAUUUAGUGAAAUGUCUAUAUUAUGAAGCAACCCGUAUAUUAGCAAGAAUUUUACAUAAUCCUGAUGAUAUUUCAGUGUUGAAAAUGGCUCCAACUGGUGUAGCUGCUUACAAUAUCAAUGGUCACACCAUUCACAGCAUUCUAUCCAUUCCAAUAAAUGCUAAAAUGCCGUAUCAGCCACUUAGUGAAGAAAAAAUAAGUGCUCUUCGUAAUAAGUUAAGUCAAUUGCAAAUUAUAAUAAUCGAUGAGAUAUCAAUGGUAAAUCAGAAGUUAAUGUAUUACAUUCACAGUCGUUUGCGACAAAUAAAACAAUCCCGUGAUCAGACUGCUUUUGGUUGUGUAUCGGUAAUCGCUGUUGGUGACAUGUUUCAGUUACCUCCUGUUUGGGGAAACCCAUUGUAUAAAGAUACACCUGAAGGAUCACUAUGGAAUGAUAACUUCAAAAAAGUAGAACUUGAACAGGUAAUGAGGCAAAAGGAUGAUACAGUGUUUGCUUUACUUUUAAACAGAUUGCGGACGAAAGACUGUAAUGACAUUAUAUGUGAUGAAGAUUUGACAGUGUUAAAUUCUUGUGUAACAGGCGAAGAAUGUGAAGAUGCUCUACAUAUAUAUUCUUGCAACAAACAAGUAGAUGAAUGGAACAAGAAAUUGCUGAAUAAAAAAUGUGUAAAUGUUAUGUGCAUAAAAGCAGAAGACACUGAACGAAAUGCUAAAAACGGGAGCAAAAUCCGUCAAACACCUGUCACACGAUGUAAGAGUCAGUUGCCUAGUUAUCUGUGGAUUGCUGUAAAUGCAAGAGUUAUGUUGCUCAAAAACAUAGAUGUUAGCAAAGGGCUUACCAAUGGAUGUUUCGGAAAUGUAACUGAAAUAAUUAAGGAUCAAACAGAUUCCAAAGUAGUUUGUAUCAAAGUAAAUUUCGACAAAGAAAAUGUUGGUAUUCACUCUCUUGAUAAAUGUGAAGAAUUUCUAGGUAAUAAAUAUACUAGGAAGCAGUUUCCACUCAAGCUCGCUUAUGCAUGUACAAUCCAUAAAGUUCAAGGUUUGACAUUGGACAGAGCGGUGGUAUCAAUGAAAAGAACAUUUCAAUCUGGACAGGCAUAUGUUGGACUAAGUCGAGUGUCUAAGUUAUCAGGACUAGUAAUAGAAAGUUUUGAUCCCAAGAGAAUAUAUUGCAAUCCAGAGAUAAAAGAAAGAAUGAAAGAAAUGAAAGAGUUUAUUGACAAAAAUGAUACUGAAAUCAUUCAACACAACAAUUACACAAUGAUUUUACACAAUAUACAAGGAUUAAGACAGCAUUUUGUGGAUCUCAAUUCUCAGUAUCAAUUUUUGAAUUCUGAAAUCAUUUGUUUGACUGAGACAUGGAUUAAUGAUGAUGAUACGUUUGAUGUUUUUAUGGAUGAUUUUAAAUUGUAUCAUCAACCACGUAGACUUUCAUACAAUGAAUUUGGUACUUCAAGCAAGUUUAAAAAUCAAUCACAUGGCGGUGUUGGAAUGUACAUCAAGAAAGUGAAUUCAAGUAGGUUGAAUAUAUCUAUAGAUAAUUUAGAGUUUAUUGCAACUCUUAUUAGUAGUCAUAUUUCUGUUGUUGUUGCAGUUGUAUAUCGUCCUCCGUCAUAUAAUAUAAAGUCAUUUUGUCAAAGUCUAGCUAAUUUAUUGAAUGAAUUGAAUAAAAGUGGCACAAAAUGUAUUAUAACAGGUGAUUUUAAUGAAGAUUUAUUGAAAGGAACUUCACAGAUACAUCAGUUAAUGUGUACGAAUGGUUACACACAGCAUGUAUUGCAUGCUACUACAGAGAAUGGAACAUUGAUAGAUCACGUUUAUAGUAAAGGAAUCGAUUCAUUGAAAACAGAAGUCAUACCAAUAUAUUAUAGUUAUCAUGAAGCAAUCAAAGUAAAUUUUUAGUAAUCAUCAGAUGAAUUAAGUGAUUUGUGAAUAUAUGAAGUGAAUAACCACUGAUUCUUUACCUAGGAGGAGGGAACUUCCAUUGACGCGUGGAUACCAAGUGCAACUAAAGAAAUG